AUGGUAGUGCUGGUGCUUGCGAUAGUGUCGUUGUACGUUUGCCCGGCGGCGGCAUCAGCGUUCGCGGGGGACGACGACGUCCGUGUCGCUCUAAAGCAUGUCGACGCUGGGAAGCAGCUGUCCAGGAGCGAGCUGAUCCGGCGCGCCAUGCGGCGGAGCAAGGCGAGGGCGGCCGCGCUCUCCGCGGUGAGGAACCGCGCCAGCGCCCGCUUUCUGGCAAGGACAACGAGCAGCAAACGCCGCCUACCGGCGUGCCGCUGCCUCGCGCAGCCAGGGGAGUCGGCGUCGUACGAGCCCAUGCGGUGCACCGGGCAGCUCUGCUCCGACAUUCUGCACCACGGCUGCGAGAGGCCCGACACGUGCACCUACCGCUACAACUACGGCGACGGCACGAUGACCAUGGGCGUGUACGCCACGGAGCGCUUCACCUUCGCGUCGUCGGACGGCGACAGGCUCAUGACCGUCCCGCUCGGUUUCGGGUGCCGCUCCAUGAACGUCGGCAGCCUCAACAACGGCUCCGGCAUCGUGGGUUUCGGCCGGAACCCGCUCUCGCUGGUGUCGCAGCUCUCCAUCCGCCGCUUCUCCUACUGCCUCACGCAGUCACGCCCUACGCCAGCGGCAGGAAGAGCGCCCUCCUGUUCGGGUCCCUGUCCGGCGGCUGCGGAUACCGGAGUCGGCGUUCGCGCUCCGGCCCGAAGGCUCGGGCGGCGUGAUCGUCGACUCCGGUACUGCGCUCACGCUGCUACGGGUGCGGUGCUCGCGGAGGUGGUGCGGGCGUUCCGCCAGCAGCUGAGGCUGCCGUUUGCGAACGGCGGCAACCCCGAAGACGGCGUCUGCUUCCUGGUGCCAGUGGCCUGGCGGCGCUCAUCGUCCACGUCACAGGUGCCGGUCCCAAGGAUGGUGUUCCACUUCCAGGGCGCGGACCUCGACCUGCCGCGGCGAAACUACGUCCUGGACGACCACAGGAGAGGCCGCCUAUGCCUCCUCCUGGCGGACUCCGGCGAUGAUGGCUCGACGAUUGGCAACCUGGUGCAGCAGGACAUGCGCGUGCUCUACGAUUUGGAGGCAGAGACCUUGUCGUUCGCUCCGGCACAAUGCUGA
This is a messenger RNA of Miscanthus lutarioriparius, 1101 nucleotides long. NCBI's taxonomy places the organism in Eukaryota, Viridiplantae, Streptophyta, Magnoliopsida, Poales, Poaceae. The record is from the annotation of a GenBank genome assembly.